UCAAUACCUCUGACCCUUUUCAUCUUGGGGAUUCCUAUUGUUCAACACCAACAUAACUCUUCUGCUUUUAUAUCUCUUUUUAUCUUUUUUUCUUUCCCCCUCUCAAGAAGUUUCUCUUCAUUUUAUUUCUGCUUCAUAUCCAAUUCCUAACCUUGUAGUAUACAAAAAGAGAAGUUUCUUUCUUUUCUAUUUACUUUUGGUUAUGAUCACAUUGCAUAUUAUGCAUAAAAGAGUAUCUCAUUUGUUACAUCUGUAUUGUCUUCUGAUAAAAGAUACAUGUGAUUCAUAAAAAAAAUAAUAAAAAAUAAAAACUAGUUAUAUAUGUAUAAUCAAAAUGCUCUACAACAAGGUUGUAGUAACUAGCUAGUUAAGUUUGUAUUGUUUCUAGUGGAGCAUACUUGUAAUCUAAAAAAAAACUAGUGACAUCUGUAUAAUCAAAAUGGUCUACAACAAGGUUGUUUUUGAGGAUUCAAAGCUAGAGGAGAGUAGAAAGGGGAGGCCAUAUGGUAAGAUGAGAAAUGUAGAACUAAUGGAAGCUGAGACUCUGAAGGGUUUGUUCAUUGGAGGGGUCAAGAAUGAGAAAUUCAAAGGAUUGUUGAAUGAUGAGAUCAAGGGUGACAAACUCAGAUUUGUCAUGUUUGAUCGUAAGAGAUCAUCCCAGUUAAGGCUUUGGACACUUCGAGCAGUGCUUUUGAUGAUGCUUUGGACCAUAGUGGUGCAAUUCAAAGGCCUUGGUGACAAGGUAACACAUGCCAUGUUCAUCAAGACAUCUCUACCACCUCAAAGGAUUUACGAGAAUAAUAAUGGGUAUCUAAUGGUUUCUUCCAAUGGAGGAUUGAAUCAAAUGCGAGCUGGAAUAUGUGAUAUGGUUAGCAUUGCAAGAUAUUUAAAUGUUACACUAAUAGUUCCUGAGCUGGAUAAUACCUCUUUUUGGAAUGAUCGAAGCCAAUUCCAAGAUAUAUUUGAUGUGGAUUAUUUCAUCAAUUCUUUGAGAGAUGAGGUUCGGAUAUUGAAAGAGCUUCCUCCCCAACAAAAGCAUAAGGUGGAAACAGAGUCCCUCUAUUCCAUGCCACCCAUUAGUUGGUCUAAUAUGACAUAUUAUUAUGAUGUGAUUCUUCCCCGGAUGAAAACAUAUGGGCUAGUACACUUCACUAAAUCUGAUGCAAGACUUGCAAAUAAUGGGAUUCCUGAGGAAGUUCAGAAACUUAGGUGCCGAGUGAACUACCAUGCUUUGAGAUUUGUUUCUCCAAUUGAGCAAUUGGCUAAGAAGAUUGUGAAGAUUCUCAAUGAGAGAGGGCCUUUCUUGUCACUUCAUCUUAGAUAUGAAAUGGACAUGAUAGCUUUCACUGGUUGCAAUGAAGGAUGCAACAAUGAAGAGAUUGAUGAGUUAACAAAAAUGAGAUAUGCUUAUCCAUGGUGGAAAGAGAAAGAGAUAGAUUCUGAGAAGAAAAGAAAAGAUGGUCUAUGCCCUCUGACUCCUGAGGAAACUGCUCUAACACUGCGUGCAUUGGACAUUGAUCAUAAUAUUCAAGUUUAUAUUGCAGCUGGGGAAAUAUACAAAUCAGAGAAAAGAAUGGCAAGUCUCAAAGAAGCCUUCCCAAAUCUGGUUAAGAAGGAGACAUUAUUGGAACCCUCAGAGCUUGAUCCUUUACGGAACCAUUCAAACCAAAUGGCAGCAUUGGAUUAUUAUGUGUCAAUAGAAAGUGACAUAUUCGUUCCCUCAUACAAAGGGAACAUGGCAAAACUGAUUGAGGGCCAUAGAAGGUACUUGGGAUUCAAGAAGACAAUUAUUUUAAACAGAGAACUUCUGGUUGAACUCAUAGAUCAGUACAAAAAUGGGACCAUAAGUUGGAACCAGUUCACCAUUUCAGUGAAGGUGGCUCAUGCAGAUCGAGUAGGGAACCCAACUACAAGAUCAGUGGUACCUGGAAACCCCAAAGAAGAGGACUAUUUCUACACAAACCCACAAGAGUGCUUGUCACCACUUGAUGGACCAUAAUGUUACAUCACAAGCUGAACAUAUUAUGCUCCAUUUCGUGAUGGAAUUGAACCAGAGUGGAAGAAGAUUCAUUAACAUAACGAAAAUACAGACUGUGUUAAUAUGUUUGCAUUUGGAUUUUCAUUAUUGAAUCGUUUUCUUUUUUCUUUU
Cajanus cajan (pigeon pea) is the source of this 2149-nucleotide messenger RNA. RefSeq names its product rhamnogalacturonan I rhamnosyltransferase 1. The record is from RefSeq and is a predicted model, not a curated record. Gene Ontology annotation, cellular component: cytoplasm. NCBI's taxonomy places the organism in Eukaryota, Viridiplantae, Streptophyta, Magnoliopsida, Fabales, Fabaceae.